Cryptomeria japonica (Japanese cedar) is the source of this 525-nucleotide messenger RNA. Its product is annotated as cortical cell-delineating protein-like. The record is from RefSeq and is a predicted model, not a curated record. NCBI's taxonomy places the organism in Eukaryota, Viridiplantae, Streptophyta, Pinopsida, Cupressales, Cupressaceae. The transcript has 2 exons. Bases 1 to 525 code for a protein of 174 amino acids.
AUGAGGUCGCUUGCACAAACGAUCGUACAUGACAGAAGGGCUAACAGAGUUUAUUUGAAUGGUACAGGUUGGCCAAACAAUGUAUCACAUGCAGAGCUUGAUCUUGCAAAAUUCGUCACGGUAUUGGUUGCAUUGGGUAUGAUCUGUCUGGCAAUGAGCAUGAGUUCCCUGGUGGAAGCACGCCAUUACCAGUCAUCUCCGUCUUCUUCAUCAUCUUCAUCCUCAUCCUCAUCAUCUUCAUCAAGCGGGGGGAGUUCAUCAAGCUGUCCACUAAAUGCAGUGAAAUUGGGAGCUUGUGUGGAUGUGCUGGGAGGGCUGGUAAAUGCUACAAUUGGAGAUCCCGCUGUGAACAAAUGCUGCCCUGUUCUACAAGGCGUUUUGGAAAUAGAGGCAGCCCUGUGUCUGUGUACAACCAUUAGGGCAAAGGUUCUGAACCUGAACAUCAUCCUUCCCAUCGCACUUGAGCUCUUUGUUCAAUGCGGCCUCACCCCUCCUCCUGGUUUCAAAUGCCCUCCUCUUAACUGA